AUGAGAAUCCUCUGCCUUCACGGAAAAGGCACGAGCGGCGACAUCUUCCGGUCGCAGACGGCGGCCCUCCGUGCCAAGUUGGACGCCUCGUAUGUGUUUGAUUUCGUCGAUGGCCCGUUCGCAUCCGCGUCGGCGCCCGGGGUGGACAAGCUCUUUGAUGCCGGCAGCGGGGCGUAUAGUUGGUGGCCUACAGAAUCGGCACAGUCCAUCCGCUCGGCGCAUGCCUGGCUCGACGACUACCUGGCCGCCCACGGGCCGUACGACGCGCUCAUGGGCUUCUCACAGGGCUGCCUCCUAAUUUCGAGCUAUCUGAUGCACCGGGCCCGCGACCUCGGAUCGGCGCCGCGGUCUUCUUCGUUCGGCGCAAACAGCCCGCCACUGCCGUUUUGCGCCGCCAUUUUUGUCUGUGGCGGUCUGUCCUUUACGUCGCUCGCGGCGCUCGGCGUGGCCAUACCGCCCGAGGUGCUGGCGCUCGAGAAGCGGUCCGCGGAGGCCUUGCACGCCAAGACACGCAUGUUUCGCGAGCUGGCGUCCCAGCCGGACCAGAUCCAGCGCGGCGUCGGGCUGUGGGACGACACCUCGGGCCUGGUGCACGAGCUGGGCGCGCCGCUGCCGUCCGACGAGGACGUCUUCGGCAUGGACUUUACGGCCACGGGCCCUUUCCCGGCCGACUUGUUCCUGACAAUGCCGACAGUGCACGUCUUUGGGAGCCGGGAUCCACGAUACCCUGCCGCACUGCAGCUGGCGCAUGCGAGCCGGGUGCGCAAAAUGUACGAUCAUGGUGGCGGGCACGACAUCCCGCGCACAACGGAGGUGUCGGAGCGGAUUGCAGGACUGAUUGCGCAGCUUGGGCGGGACAUUGGGCUAUGA
This is a messenger RNA of Sporothrix brasiliensis 5110, 870 nucleotides long. Its product is annotated as ef-hand calcium-binding protein domain protein. The transcript has 2 exons. Bases 1 to 870 code for a protein of 289 amino acids. Lineage: Eukaryota; Fungi; Ascomycota; Sordariomycetes; Ophiostomatales; Ophiostomataceae. Gene Ontology annotation, cellular component: nucleus; cytoplasm. The record is from RefSeq and is a predicted model, not a curated record.